Messenger RNA from Capronia coronata CBS 617.96, 372 nucleotides. RefSeq names its product DNA-directed RNA polymerase I subunit RPA12. The transcript has a single exon. NCBI's taxonomy places the organism in Eukaryota, Fungi, Ascomycota, Eurotiomycetes, Chaetothyriales, Herpotrichiellaceae. The record is from RefSeq and is a predicted model, not a curated record. Gene Ontology annotation, molecular function: DNA-directed RNA polymerase activity; nucleic acid binding; zinc ion binding. Gene Ontology annotation, biological process: termination of RNA polymerase I transcription; DNA-templated transcription. Bases 1 to 372 code for a protein of 123 amino acids. Gene Ontology annotation, cellular component: RNA polymerase I complex.
AUGGUUGCCAUAGGCAGUCUUCUGUUCUGCGACGCCUGCGGGUCGCUUCUCCCUCGCACGGUCCCGGGACAAACCAAAGACGAUAUGGUCAAAUGCGAAGACUGUUUCCAAUACACCCAAGACACCUCCUCCAAAGUGAUCACGUCCCACUCCAAGCCGAGCGCAUUUCCUUCAGCGUUGCGAGCGAAACAUUCGGAGGUGCAAAGCAUCAACGCAGAAGAUCUCCAGGUGGAAGCGGUCAUUGCCCGAGAUUGUCCGAAUUGUCAUCGUUCGGAGAUGUUCUACCAUACGAAGCAAUUGCGGAGUGCCGAUGAAGGCACUACGGUGUUUUAUAGAUGCGAAUGCGGGUUCAAGGAUGUCCAGAAUAAUUGA